UGCUUAUUUAGCUGUAUUGUCUUCCAGGGUGAAUAUAUAUUUUUAGUUCCGAAAAAAGAAAUGUCAAACAGUGGUGAGACUAUACCCUUAGUCAGUACAAAGGUCAAGAACUCAGCUACAUUUAUAUCUGUUGAUAUAGAUCCACUGAAUCCAUUUAAUGAAGAUUACAAAGAGAGGGAAAAUUUUUGGGAGCAAGUUAUUGAAUGCUUUGAUAGAGAAAGCAAAAUUAAUCCUGAAAUCACUUGGAUUAAAGUAGAAACUAGACUUCGUUUAGAAUUGUUAAAGAAGCGCUAUAAUGACCCAGACAUUCCAGACUCAGAAAAAAGUGAUGUUCUUGUUGUUUUAAUGACAGCAGUUUAUGAAAGAUUCAAAAACUAUGUAACUGAACACAAUCAGUUAGAGAUGUUAGAUAGUUUUGUGUCACAAUUAUCAGAUUUUGCUGAUAUAUUGUUGCAAGAAGAUUUUAAUGGUUUUUCUAUCUUUCCUUUGACAAAUCCAGAUCCAGAAAUAUAUGAUGCUAACCCGAAAACGCAUAAAUCUUUGUAUGCUGGAUUAUUAAAAAUUAAUAAUUCUAACAAAUCAGAAACAACUAUAUUGCAUCUCGCUGCAGAAAAUGGUUUGUGUGAAAUUGCUCAAAAAUAUUUAAUGCUGUACCCUAACUCAGUUUGUAGGAAAGAUUAUCCAGAAGAUGGUACUCGCCGACGAAUGGCUGUUGAAAUUGCUUUAGAUAAAAAGAAUGAUAAACUUUGUUCUUUGUUAAUGAAAUCAAUGUUGAAUGAGAGAGUUCGUGACUUAUUCGCUAAUGAAAGUUUAUCAACACCUGGACAGUACAGCUUAGGUGACCUAAUAAUGUCUGGUAGUAUGAAGGAAACUGUACUUGCAGUUUUAGAUUCAUGUAUUAAUCCAGAUUUUCCUUACAUCAUUAGAGAUGAACAGCAGAAAAAAAAAGAAGAAGAAGCCUGGUCAAAAAUGCCACAAUUACCACUUCGAUUCAAUUUCUUUUUUCGGAUUUUGGAUGGUGAUAGUGAAGGUCGACCUGCAAAAAUUUUCAAGAAUAGUAAUGACCAAGGAUUAAUAAAUCCAGAUUUCAAACAUUUGACUAAGUCACCACUCUAUAUAAUUGCUAAUUAUGCUAAUUUUGCUGAUAAAUUAGACCCUAUUAGGCAUCCAUUGGUUCGACAGUUAGUUAGACAGAAAUGGAACAAUUAUGGAAGUACCUCUAUAAUGAUGAAGUUUGCUGUUUAUUUGCUUUUUCUACUUUUUAUGUCAUUUGCAUUCAUUUUACACGCUAGUUCAAUAAAUCCGUUUGAUAACAUCUCUAAGCUUGAUAAGUUCAGAAAUGUUUCUCAAGUUAUCGUUGCAUUGCUAACAAUUGUAUACUUAUUCUCUGCAAUUUCUGAGUUUUGCAAAGAUCCAUUUGUCUACAUGAAAAGUUAUUACUAUAUGGUUCAUUCUAUUGGAUUGCUUCUUGUAAUUGUGUUAAUACCCUUGCAUUUUUAUACUGAUCCAAGUGUUACUAGAGCUGUAGGAAGUGUGGCAUACUUUAUUAAUUUUAUUUGUGUGUUUCAAUACUUCUUGACAUCUGAGUCUUACGGUAUAUACACAAAAACAUUUGCAAUGAUUAUCUAUACAGAUAUCAAGAAAUUUUCAGUUGUUUUUUGCGUGGUGCUUUUUGCAUUUUCUGGAAGUAUUUUCUUGGCUAUUAGUGCUUCUACUGCAUUUGAUGUCAACAACACAAGAACGUACUGGUCUGUGCUUUUAAAGGGCAUGCGAGCUAUUUCAGAGGGAAAGGAGUUUGCAGAUGAUUAUAGUGGCUAUCACAUUUUGCUUUUGUUUUUGAUUCUGUCUAGUAUGUUUGCCAUUAUAGUUAUUAUGGCAAACAUACUAAUUGGUCAGUUAAGUUUUCGUUUCGAGAUGGCACAGCAAGAUGCAACAAUACAACUCGACAUAGAUAAAGCAAAGAUGAUAACUCAUAUUGAGAGAAGCUGGUUUAAAACACAUAACAAACGUAUAAAGUAUUACAAAGAUGGUAUUUUUGUGAGUCGCAUAGAUAUGUUUAAUGAUUUGUUACAAGAUUGGGAUUUGUUGCAAUCAGAAGGAGAUGAUAAAACAAAAUCAGUUAUUCAAAACAUGAUGGAGAAACGAAUAUUAAAAAAGAAAAAUUAAAUAGUUAGAAAGUUUUUCUUAAUUAGUAAUUUUUAUAUUCAAAUCAUUAUUUCCGAGUACUUUCCUAUUUAAAAUUACUUCACAUUUUGAAAAAGUUUUGAAAAAAGAUUUUUUUAAAUGUUUUAGUACAUAAGUACGUACGCUUUUGUUUCGAACCUCCUCGCCCCACCCUGCAUUUUGCCAUACGCUUUUGAUACGAUACGAUAUUGAUACGAUAUUGUGGCUGGAUAGUUCAUAUUUUGAGUACCCUCCAACUCCCCUACAAGUACCUACGCUUUUAACCUAACUAUUU
This is a messenger RNA of Hydra vulgaris (swiftwater hydra), 2458 nucleotides long. RefSeq lists its product as uncharacterized. The record is from RefSeq and is a predicted model, not a curated record. Gene Ontology annotation, biological process: calcium ion import across plasma membrane. Gene Ontology annotation, cellular component: plasma membrane. Gene Ontology annotation, molecular function: calcium channel activity. Lineage: Eukaryota; Metazoa; Cnidaria; Hydrozoa; Anthoathecata; Hydridae.